Messenger RNA from Morone saxatilis (striped sea-bass), 6186 nucleotides. It is a transcript of the gene tasorb, whose product is annotated as transcription activation suppressor b. The record is from RefSeq and is a predicted model, not a curated record. Gene Ontology annotation, cellular component: nucleoplasm; heterochromatin. Lineage: Eukaryota; Metazoa; Chordata; Actinopteri; Moronidae. Gene Ontology annotation, biological process: protein localization to heterochromatin; negative regulation of gene expression, epigenetic. The transcript has 23 exons. Bases 116 to 5662 code for a protein of 1848 amino acids. Gene Ontology annotation, molecular function: chromatin binding.
ACGUGUACGUCAUUUUCACAAUGGCGGAGGCUGGGUGAGGAGGACAGUGUGUGUGUGAAGCGGCGCCGUAAUCGUUAGAGCGACAUUGCCCGUAUUACGUGCACGGUGCCCGAAAAUGGCCCUGAACCCCAACGCGGUGGGGAAAAGGGACUCAGAAUGUACCGAGACGGACGAUCACCAGCCGGAGGGUGGCGAACCCCUGAAGAAUUCAGCCGCCACCUCGGCCACAGCCAACCAAAAUGGCGAUCAGCCUGGAUGUGGAGACAGUGUAAUGCCCGAACAAGAAGCCCCUGAGCGGCGGAGGAGCGUGCAGACGGACGCCCGGAGCUUUAGCAGUUCUCCCUCACCGGGCCAGAGACCGAGCGAAGAGCUGCCACGGAGAAAUUUUCAAAUCCCGAGGAAGAUAAAAGAACGGAAAGGCUUGUACCAGUUUCUGCCCCCCGACAGCCGGGAGUUUGAGAACCUCGUGAAGAUCGUCUCCUCGUUUUACCUAGACUCCAAAUCACGAGGAACCUUCUCCUACUGCAAGGCCAGGCUAAUACACAAUGAGCUGCUGGAGAAGGAGUUCAUCGAGAAGCGGAGAGAAAUGAAGCAGGAGGGGCGGACAGAACAAGAACUGACUGAGUCGUACUGUUUCCUUUAUCCGGACAAAUCCAAGCUCCAGUGGAUCUGUGAGAAGGGUCUGUCUGUUGGACACUCGAGGAUUACGACACUAGGAAAUCCAUCAAUGGGUGUCUGUCUCUCCAAAUAUUCUGAUUUGUUACAAAUCAAUCCCUUUGAAGUGGGCUCUUCCGGAGACAUGAUCAUUUUUAAAGUUAUGAGGGGUCGAAUAAAGCACAUCCAUGAGAACAUGCCUAAGAAUGCUAUAGAACCUACACCCAAGUUUGACUGUCACUUGUCUAAAAGUGCCAAUAGGGUUACGUCUCUGCUGUCUUACAGGGCUUUUGAGCUCACACAGCAAUAUUUUUUCGAGUUUGCAUUUGACGAGAUCAAGGCACGACCUAGGCACGUGUGCCCCUACGCUGUGGUUUCCUUUCAGUACAAAGGCAAGGAGGCUGCAGCAACUCCUAUGACUGCACACAGGUUUAACACUAUUUCCCCUGAAGGAAGUAAAGGGAAGAGCUGCUACACUCUGUGGAGUGGUCCACUAGUGAACAAGGGCCAGGAGUUAUUCCCAAUCUGUUUACGAUCCUCCUCGCGCCCCUACCUCCCUUUCAAACUGCCUGAGAAGCUGGAGGUAAAUCGGGGCAUGCAGCUGGAGCAGGUGAAGCGAAAGAUUCCCUCUGUGCUUUUUUCUUGGGACACCUACAGCGUAUCACGGGAAGUGAUGAAGUGUGGGAUGUCCUGCAGCCUGUUUGAGGUGGUGGAUGGAAAAGGCAAACCAACCUGCGGCAGCUUGGCAGCGCUGGUCAACAAACUGGAGAGGGACAGGAUGGUGCUGGUGAAGUCCUUGUUUGACAGGGGCUUUCUCUUCCUGCUCUCCUCAGCUCAGAUGGUUGAGUCCAAAGAGCGGCGGGGGCGGGUGGAGAAGAACCUGCAAGCAUUAUUCAUCUUUCAGGAGUCAAGGAUGGUUGUCAAGUAUUCAUCAAGACUGUUCGAGCCAGAGCCGCUGACAGUGGAGCCCCAGCCUGCUAUGCUGUUCUCCAUGGAGCCCUUCAUCCCUGCUCUUCACUACGCCUUGUUCAAGUUGCGCCUCAACCCAGGCAAGGACGUGAGCUCUGGGGCGGAGCGCCAGGCCACCGAAUACCUAACUCGUAUGGAUUCGGGCACGGUGCGGCCGUUCAUUCUGCCCGAUUACAAACAUAAUGUGGACGAUAAGACCAACCCGCUUCAAGUGCCCAGACCCAAAUUUAACAUGGAGUCCGUGCUGCGUUCUUACGUCCACAACCCUGCCAACUACAUUUUACCUCUCAACAAGGCGAAGGACAUCAUUGAAAGGAUACGGAACCCUGUACCCAUACCCACACCGGCACCAGUGGAAUACAGCCCCGUUUCUGACUGGGGUGGCUCGGACAGGGGCUCAGACAGGGCAGAGAGACCAGCAGAAAGGCUGCCGCAGGAGAGGCCGCCUCCAGAAAGGCCAGCACCGGAGAAGCCAACCCCUGACAGCAGCAGACGGAGGUCAGGGUUGGCCCAUUCUAACGGGGCCCAGUUGCAGCACAAGUCCCACAUUGAGUCCCAACCUCAGCCCCCUCAGAGGUUGCGGCUGUCCCAGAACGAGUAUGAUAAAGACAAGAUGAAGCAGUUGCUUAAGCUAAUCCAGCUCCAUAAGAAAGCACUAGUGAAGGAUCCUGGGAAGGAACGGGGCGAGGACGGGACUUGGGACGUCAACAGUCUGAAGAGAAAGUUUGAGGGAGAUGAAAGGGGGGGCAUGAAUAAACACCAACGCACAGACCCGCUGAGUAAUGGGGAACCCAGUAGAGGAGCCCAAGCAGAUGAGAUCGGAGAUGAGGGUGGACAGAGCGACAAUCUGACAGCAGUGAUGGAAAGCAUGGGCAUCUAUGACACUGACCUGAGGGCUCAUGGUAACACCAACGCCUCAGCAGUCAACGAGACUCAACGCCUUCUCAAGAUCCUCCUGGCUACUCUUAACAAAGCCGUGGCUCAGGGUUCAAUGUCUGUGCAGUCAAACCACGGUGAACCGUCGACCGGUUCAGGAAGGGCCGAACCGGCCUUCAUUGACCCAGAUCUUAGGAAACAAACUGAGCCAGUGUCACAAACAAACUACACAGAGGAGGACAUGGACUGUAGCCCUGGUAGUCCACUCAGCGCCGGCUCCCCGCCAGAGCAAGCUCACACCUCAGACAACACGAGUUGGGUUAACCCCGUGAAUGAAGACAAAGCCCAGCCUUUUCCCGAGCCAGAGCCCGAGCCAGAGCUGGAGCCUGAGCCGGAGGCUGUGACGGUUGUAGACAGCUUCCCAGAGCCGAAGACAUCUGCAGCCACGGAAGCAAAAAAGGCAGCUGCACCAUCCACGUUACCAGUCGUUGAGGAAGUUUCCUUCAGGCCCUCGAUCAGCCUGGACACCAUACUCAACCAGGAAGUUCACAGUCUUACCUCUGACAUUAAAAAUAUCAUGCAGACUCACCACAUCUGCUAUACGUCGCAGCAACCCCCGCGGUUGCCUCUACGCCACUGCUGGCUGCCCAACAGCUGCUUCUCAGACUUUGUUGUACCCUUUGUCUCCCCUGUCCCUGUUCAGGGGCAUGUCAGAGCACUGUGUGAGAAGAUGGACACGUUGAUCCCAUCCCCACCUGCUCCCUCCAAGGUCACUUCACCACCUCCCCCAGUGACAACAUCUAAUCUUACAACACCACCCCCCACCCCUGUCCAGACUUCCAAAAGUAAAGCAGAGCCCGCCCUGUCGAAGAGCACCACCUCUUCUCAGAGUGGUAAAGUGGUCGCUGUCAAGGAGAAGGCGUCCACUAAGGCUAAAACAGACGGCCCAUCAGCAGAGCUGGGGGGAGAGAUUUAUUCUCCCUCUCAAGUCACACCAGACUCUCCAGAACUCAACUCAAAAAACCCAGGCCAUGCUUCCGGGAGCGGGUCUGGCCUGCUGGCUGGCAGCCUCAUUGGUCAGCUGAAGCCUGAGGUUUUCAGCAGCCUGGUGGAGAUCUUUAAGGACGUCACAAAGAAUACAGUCAAAUUCUACAUCUACUCUGGGGAUGAGGGGGAGGAGAGCACUGUCUGCAAGGAGAUCAAGGAGUACUUGAAGAGUCUAGGCAACAGCGAGUGCAGCCCACAGACGUUCCUAGAAAAUAGCGGCAGUUUAGAUAAGCUCCUCAUCAUCAUUCAGAAUGAGGACAUCGCUGCACACGUGCACAAGAUUCCGGCUCUGGUGUCUUUGAAGAAGUUGCCUUCGGUGAGCUUUGCUGGAGUGGACACUCUCGACGACGUCAAGAACCACACUUACAAUGAGCUGUUUGUGUCUGGAGGCUUCAUGGUGUCUGAUGAGUUUGUCCUCAACCCUGACCUUAUCACACAGGAUCGUUUGCAGGGGCUGCUGAAGUUCUUGGAGGAGCAGAGCACCCCGGAACACCCCUGGCAGUGGAAGGUGCACUGCAAGUCCCAGAAGAAGCUUAAAGAACUGGGGAGGUUAAACACCAACGCCAUGGGGCUGCUGAACCUUCUUACAGCCUAUCAGAAGAAGCACCUAGUGGAGUUCCUUCCCUAUCACGAGUGUGACACCCAGUCGCGUCAGGCUCCAGAUCUGGAAUGCCUAAUCAAGCUCCAAGCUCAGCACACGCAACAGCGGCACCUUAUCUUCCUCACAGAGAGGCCAUUUGAGAUGUUCCUACAGUACUCCAGAAAUGGGAUUGUGAUAGGAAGCAUUGAUGACGUUAUGAGCGGUUUCCACAGUCUGAUUGGCUCCAUCAAUCAGAACGAGCUUCCAACACCGCCCUCUACAGUAGUGAAUGAUGAGUGUGUGGAAGAGGAGGACAUGUCAUUAGACUCUGAUGACGGUGAGCCACCCACCAUAUCGGAUCCCUCAGAGCAGAACCAGGAGGUUGAGGAGAGGAAGCCUCCACAGCCGCCUCCACCAGAGAUGGAGGAGUUUCGUCCUCCACUCCCAGAGCAGCAGUCCACCCCCGAGAGAACUCCAACGCUGUCUGACUACAGCGCUCUCAAAACAGCCAUCUCUCAGUUCAAAGCCACCAACCAGAUCGGUAUAGGCUCUUCAGACAUUGGCAGCUUAUCGCCAGGAGGCUUUCCUGUGAAUCCCCACCAGAGCUUCCUGUGUCCCUCAGCCUCCUGGUCAUCCUACACUGGCUCUUCUAGCUAUGCGGCCUCCCCGGCCUAUCCUGCCUCGCCUUGCAGUGGCACCCAGGAACAGGAUUACCGCCCCCCAGGCUCAGCCUCUGCCACAGUCCCAACCCCCCCUGUCAUGGCCACACCAGGACCUCUAGCCAAACUGGCCUCCCUCCCCUUGGAAGUCAAACCUCCUCCUCCACCUCACCUCAUGAUGCUGGGCCACACGUAUGGCUCGGACACUGGAGGAGUAGGGGCUGCUGGGAACUCUCCGCUCACCACCUCCAUCCCCUACACAGACCAUAAUGACUUAGCCCAGCCAGGUUACAUGGCUGGCAUUCCUAAAAAUACUAGUGUGACCCCGAUGCAACACGAUAGGACACGCAGUGGACCUGGGGAAGGUGUAUGGGGGGCAGCAGGGACCAGUACUUGUGAGACUGUUAUCAGCCAGGGUUUGGUCACAUGUGGCCCAGUGGACCCAAGUGGGCUCCCUAACACUGGGGAAACCCUCGGAGGUAGCACCCCUGGUAGUCAGGGGGGCAGGACUCAGGUGAAUUGCGCUGACAAGCCUGGACCUACUGUGGGCCUUCCCGCAGUGGCCACCAGGGGGGGCUCAGUAGUCAGACCUAAGCCUCCACAUCAAGUGUGUGGUGUGGGCUAUGGUAGUAUAGGUGGCAUCCCUGGACAGAUGGACCACGGGCCUAUGCGCGGUGGUAUGGGUCCUGGUUCUUUAGGGAGCUACCGAGGGAGAGGAGUACCCCCAGUAGGACUUUGGCCUCGGCCAGGACGAGGACAUGAUCGGGGGGGCGGGACUGGAGGUGGACUUUGCUCUUGGGGUUACCCAGCAGGCAGGGGUGGGACACAGAAUUACUACUCGGACUACUCGUACUCUCACAAUUAUGCCCCCGAAUAGACAAUCAGUGUGAUCAAAUGGGGCAACACAAACGCCAUACUCUGGAGACUGUUAGAGCUGGCUGAAUGUAUAUAUUUCCUUGUCAAACACAAUGAUUUAAAUCAGUAAAUAAGGAACCUGGUUUUCUACAUUAAUAAAAAUUGAUACAGGCAGUGCCGAGUGUCCUACUGUCAUAUAAAACUGUAUGUACACUCUUUCCAUGUGAGCUAUUUGAGACCCUGUUCAAACCACUAUAUUUAUAUUUGCCAACAAAUGUUAAUGGCCUUCCAGCUUCUCGGAACUUAUCAUGUUAUUUCUGUUUGUCCGGUUUUGAAACGGUUUGUGAACAAGGGGAAAGGCUGAUAUUUUUUUAAGGAAAAAAAAAAAAAUCUAGUGAAGGAAAUUUCACUUUUGCUGUUGGUUUUCUUUUUUUUUAUUUUACAUAUUGUUGUUGUUAAAUUCUAUUAAAAUAAAACCUUUCAAAUCUUGUUUGUGUGACCAGUUUGAUGACGGUGUCAAGCAAACUAUUAAAAAUAUCAACCACA